Molecule: messenger RNA, 5580 nt
Organism: Lingula anatina
Lineage: Eukaryota; Metazoa; Brachiopoda; Lingulata; Lingulida; Lingulidae
Product: calsyntenin-1
Biological process (GO): positive regulation of synapse assembly; homophilic cell-cell adhesion; positive regulation of synaptic transmission
Cellular component (GO): postsynaptic membrane; cell surface
Molecular function (GO): calcium ion binding
Source: RefSeq, a predicted model, not a curated record
UUCUGGCAAUCAACAAGGAUCGGCCAUUUUGACGAAAGGGGAUUACUUCGUGCACACGUUUUCUUUUACAUUUUAUCCGUAGAAUAGAUCCAAGGACUGAGACACAGUUUAUGAGAAGAAGCUCGUAGGAUGUUAGAAGUUCGGUGGAGCUGGUUGGUGGCUGGGGCCCUUAUUAUUGCCUGUUUGAACCCCGGCUCAGCUGAUGACGCACAUGCCCCAGUAUUGGUGGACGAGAGAGGUCAGCAAGUGACCAGGUACCAUGGCUGGAUACCAGAGUCUGGCACUGUGGUGGACCUAGAGCCAAAACUAUUUGCCACAGAUGCAGAUGAUUCAAAAGAAGGUCUUAUUUGUGGUUAUGACAUUAUACACAAUAAGACACCGUUUUACAUUGAGCUGUUGAACAGAGAAACUGGAGAAGCCCGCAUAAAGCUGAAGCAAGGAGAAAAAUUGGAUUAUGAAGACAAAAAGAGAUACAGAUUUCAAAUCCGUGCCUAUGACUGUGGAAAACUGAAGAUCAUCUCAAAAACGGCUGAGGUGGUUGUACUGGUUGAGGAUGUUGAUGAGUUUGCCCCAGAAUGGGACGCCCUGCAGUACUCCGAAGAGGUCCAGGAAGGUAUCAUGUACGAAAAGGUUCUCCAGGUCAAGGCCACGGACAAGGACGCCUCGGAAGUAUACAAGAAUGUCUGCGGCUACCUUAUAGUGACCCCUGAUGUGCCCUUUGACAUUAACAGAGAUGGGGUGAUCUUCAACACGGCUAAGCUGAAUGCCUCCAUCGUGAGCAACUACAUGCUGAAGGUGAAGGCAGUGGACUGUGGAGAGAAAAUGUCAGAGUCCGUCCUCGUCAACAUCAAAGUGAAGCCCACCUGUAAAGUGGGAUGGACAGGCAUCAGCGACCGUAUCGAAUACAUGCCAAACAGCGGCAGAAAGAUGCUUUUCGAGAAGGCGGAAUUCUCCACAUGUGACAUUCCGUGCAAGGAGGAGAGGCUGUCGGUGAAGGUCAAGCUGCAAACUGACCACAUCGGCAAGGGGUGUGAUAGAGACACAUACUCUGUGAAAUCACAGAGGAAAUUGUGUGGUGCAAACACCAAUGCUGUGGACCUUCUGCCCCCUGCCUCCAUGGGCGAGUCUUGGACCAAGAACCUCCCGACAGACGACGGCAACGAAGGAGACCAGAUCAAUGCUUUCGAUGGUGCCACUAAUGCCGCCGAGGUACCCAGCGGCAAGUUCAACCACACGCUGAGUGAGCACUUCACCAUUAUGACGUGGAUGAAACAUCAGAGGAAUCCUCUGGAAAGUGGCAUCAAGGAGCACAUCUUGUGUAACAGUGAUGGGGAAAUCGAUUACACCUCACCAUCGGAAGACAUGAACCGCCACCAUUACGCCCUGUACUUACACAACUGCAAGCUGGUGCUUCUUCUCCGCAAGGAGGCAGGCAACGACCUGAACAAGUUCAGUCCAGCUGAGUGGCGCUGGAACCUUCCAGAAGUCUGCGAUGGAAACUGGCAUCACUACGCCAUUAGUAUCGAUUUCCCACAGGUCCGUCUGUAUGUGGAUGGUAACAUGUUUGUGGCUACCCAUGAGAACUCUGAGGUCAUUGAAGACUGGCCCCUACACCCAACACACAUCCAUUUUACUAGACUGGUCAUUGGAGCUUGUUACCAAGCGGGCAAACACAAGCUAGGCCAGUUUUUCAAGGGCUACCUGGCCCACUUGUCCAUCCUGAGGGGAGAGACCGAGAAAGACAAUGUGAUCAAGUGCAUGAACAACUGCCAAGAGAAGCUGGAGUUCCACGCCAUGGACCAGGUUAAUACUGGAAUGUCUAUCUCCUUCAACAGUGAGAUGUCUGAGAUCACAGUCACAGGUCACGACAGCGAGGAGGUAGAUACGGUUGUCAGGCAGAUUGGCUAUGUCAACGCCAGAGCUUUCCCCACAGUGGGCAGGCGUAACCUGGAGAUCACCUCCAGCGUCAGCUGUUCAAGCUACAAGAAGAUCAACAUCCCCUCUGUCCAGACUUACAUCAUGGUGGUGGAGACAGAAAGCCCCACAAUCACCAUCAGCGGCACUGGUCACCUCAUCAGACCCAUGACUGACCUGGCUGAGGGGGUGGCCAUUUUCCAGGGUCUCUCUAUCGUCAGUAAGGCAGAGGACGGAGAGGAUGAGAAUGAGGUUCACGAGCACCCUAAGCUGAUGGAACAAGACACCAAACCCACCGGUGCCAUGGUGAACCUGGAUAUGUGCACCAUCACAGCCAAUCCACCACUAGAUGUCAGCACUGAGAGUCUCACUCUGCCAGCCAAUCAAAUCCAACAUCUGCAGCUGGAGCACAAGAUGGAUGCCAACUCUGUGGUAAUUUCUGGCGCAGACCUGAUUUCCAACUACCAGGCAAUUCUUCAUGGUGUGAAGUACGCAAACUCUGGCAGCAGCAUGCGACCACGUGCUUUUGUUGUGCAGUGUUCUGAGAUGAACGGCAGAUUUGUCAGCAAUAAGUUCAAAGUACAGAUUGAAGGCAGCCACAAACAGCAGGCUGUGGUUCAUGAGAACCAGGCCCAUGCCAUGAGUGACAAGGUUUAUGCCCAUCACAACAGCAUUCAGGACUCCAAGGGUAGAGACAUGAACCUGGAGGAGAGAACCAACACAGUUGCCAGUGUCUCUGGGCAUGCCAAUGCAGGGAUCGUGGUCAUCAUCGUGAUCUGCGUUGGGUUCCUGAUGUUCAUGAUUGUGUUAGGUGUGAUCAGGAUCAGAGCACAGCACAACCAGCACAAUGUGGUGAAAGUGGAGGAGAACCCAGAGAUGGAGUGGGACAACUCUGCCCUCAGUAUCACCGUGAACCCCAUGGAGAGUGAGGGUUUAGACUUUGAAGAUGACCAUGUGAUGGUCCACGGUAACCAGGGAGAAGACAGCGAUAGCGAUGACGAUAUUAGCAGCUACCACGACGAGCUGGAGAGCUCUGAAGACGAGUCUGAAAAAGUAAAAGAUCGUGAACUUGAGUGGGACGACUCCACACUCACAUUUUGAACAAAGACCAUUAUAUUGUGAUUUUCGAAGAAGAACCAAAAAAAAAACAAACAUUUUGAUGAAAGAAAUUAGAUUGAAUGGUGAUUUAUUUAAGACACUAAGAACUCAAAUGAAAAAAAAAAGUCACCGGGAGGAGAAAGUAAAUGAAGCAUUUUUGACAUAUUUUUGAUUUGCUUGAUAUUUCUUCUAGAUUGCACAUUUCGAAUCAAAUUUGAAGCUUUUUUUGAGAAAUUCUGAUAUAGGAGACCAUCUUGUCAGAUAGGCUUAUAUCAAGCACUAAGAGACCAAUUCAAGUGUCUAUCAGUACUAUAUCAUUCGUGCACAUAAGUAAUAAUCUGUAUGUAUAUUUUUUUCUGUCAGGUGCUUAUAUAAGUGUUAUUACUAAAACUGAUUAUGAUUGAAUUUAAUUUCUCAAAGUACACAUAUUCAUGCUUGAUUGUUUUGUUAGUGUCCAAAAGGUGGGGUGUGCCAAUGGAUAGGAUAUUUCUAGGUCACUGGAGGUGUCAGCCUCGUUCUGAGUGUAAGGUCAAGGUCACAAUGAACUGCACCAUAGGUGGCACUAUUUUCAGCCUGCCUCUUUACUUGAGACAUGACAUAGUGAGCAUCAGAUAUUGUAAUGUUAAUGCGUAUGCAUAGCAGCUUUAUAGUAAUGGCUGUACAAAGUCGAUGUUACCCACUUGACAGGGGUGAAGCUGUCAAGAUGUUCUUAUCCAAUGGUUACGCAUCUAGUUGAAAAAGUUUCUGAUGAGAGGGGAAACAGGUAAUGUUUGGGUUUUUAAAGAAUAACACUGAAUAAGCAUACCUUGACAGCCACACAACCUAUUAGCAAGUGGGAUGUGUUGAUUUUGUAUAGCCCUCUUUUGGGUGAAAUUUCCCUGUGUUCAAAGAAGAGAUUAGAUGGCCAGCAUGAAGUUGGAGAGAAGAAAGAACGCCACUGAAGCAAGACAUUCCAGGGAGGAAAACAAAUAUUCUCCACAUUGUUUUCUGGGGGAUUUGGAAAGGUCCUGUGAAAUUGUCUUUGGAUUUUGAAGUCUUAUAACAGGAAAACUAUUGAUUUAUAUAUUGCGUUUAGGUUCUAAAUUUCCCAAAAUUUGGAAUGGGACCGUUAAAUGAUAAUUGCGUUGUUAAAAUCGCCUUUUUUAAAAUUCAUUUACAAGGGUUGCCCAAGAGGCCGAAACAAGUUGAACCAAUUUUAAUUUUAUUUAUUUUAUUUUAUUAUUAUUAUUUUUUUUUUUUAGCAAAUAGAAAACUUUCAGUACGAAAUUAUAUUUGAACAUAAAGCAAUUACAUCCUGUGCCUUGGAAUAGACCUCUGUGGCUGAGUACGUCAGUGAUGAUCAUGUGUGUACAAAUGUUGGCAUUUUGUAAAUAAAUCCAGAAUGUUAUGAACUGUGUAUCUAAUAGAAUUGGAUGUUUGAACAACAACAACAAAAGAAAAAAAUAUAGAUCAUGUGUAGAACAUUUAAGUGAUAAUUUUAAUCAUGUGAGUGUAAAUAGGCUGCUUUAGUAGAAACCAACCCUUUCUUUGAUAAUUGGCAAUAUUUAAACUAAUUAAAUUGUAUGAUUCAGUUAAAUGUAGUAAAUUGUCUGUGGCUUGUGAAGAGCAUCCCACCUAAUUUGGCUUCAGCAUAGCAAAUAUGACAGUGUCUAUGGCAACAUGUUGCCAUGGCAUUGUGUUGUCAGGGUGACUGGUGUCGACUACUUUCCUAGGCAAGUGUAUACAAGUAAAAAUGCUUUGGCUUUAAGUUCCACUUUAAUUGCCAUUUUAUAUCAUAUGAUAUACAUAUAUAAUUGAUAUUUUAACUUUCACAAAUAUGAUGGUAAGAUAUCACAAAAUGUUGCAUUUAGUAUCUUAUUGUUAUUAUGUACACUUUAUUUUUAAAAAACUGUGAUUUUUGAGGAGGUCGUCAUUCAUUGUUUUACCUCAGAUAGGAACAAAUAGAGCCUGUCUAUUUACAAUGCACAAUUUCUGGUUCUUUACCCCAAAAACAGAAUUGGAACAUAAUCAUAGGAAGAAAUUGAACAUUUUACAACGAAUGAUAGAUAACGAACUUGCCAGAAAUUGCCUCAGAUAAUUGUGGUUUGCAACAGAUAUGGUUAUUUAUUCUGAUGAACCUAUUUUUGAUUACUAGAGACGAGGAGUAAACUCUGAAUGAUUGCCAGGGAAUGAGGAAAAUUGAGACAGUGGAAUUUGGUGUAAGAUACCACGCAGAUGAAAUUGGGGAAGACGGCAGUGGAUGGCUUAAAAACUGAAAUGACAACAUUCUGCUUGAAAGUGAAGUUAUUGAGAAGCGUUUAAGACUACAUUGUGUGAGAGGGUAACAAACUACAUGUGUAAGAACAAACAAAAAAAAUCUGUCAGAACUUUUUUACCAUGAGAUUCAAAAAGUUUGUGUUCAAAUUUUUUCAAGACCACGAAUUCCUGUGAGUUUGGAUUGUAUGAUGUAAUUCGAUCCGGUUUUCCUCAUUCCAUGCCGAGUUUUAUUGUUCACCGUUGUAGUCGUGUAUGUAGAGAUCAGUUUCACUGUUUUGUCUUCCCAGACGAAUAAACAGAACUCACAGGGGA